GGCACUGAUGAGGUGGCACUGGUGGGCAUUGAUGAGGAGGCACUGAUGAUGCUGCAAUGAUGAACACUGAUGGGCAGCACUGCUGGGCGCAACUGCUGGGUGGCACUAGUGGGCACUGGGUGGCACUGCUGGGCACUACUGAUCAGGGCACUGAUCAUCAGUGCCCUGAUCAUCAGUGCAGAUCUGCUCUGUGACGUGAUCAGCGGUGUCCAAUGACACGCUGAUCAGAGGGAAAUGCAAGUGCCGGUUCUCGGCUGCACUUUCCUCAUGCUGUCAGAUCGUGAGGAAAGUACUGCCGAGAACCGGCAGUUG
Molecule: messenger RNA, 312 nt
Organism: Staurois parvus
Lineage: Eukaryota; Metazoa; Chordata; Amphibia; Anura; Ranidae
Source: the annotation of a GenBank genome assembly